Orussus abietinus is the source of this 3425-nucleotide messenger RNA. RefSeq names its product transient receptor potential cation channel subfamily V member 6 (gene nan). NCBI's taxonomy places the organism in Eukaryota, Metazoa, Arthropoda, Insecta, Hymenoptera, Orussidae. Bases 57 to 2234 code for a protein of 725 amino acids. Gene Ontology annotation, biological process: calcium ion import across plasma membrane. Gene Ontology annotation, molecular function: protein binding; calcium channel activity. The record is from RefSeq and is a predicted model, not a curated record. The transcript is spliced from 14 exons. Gene Ontology annotation, cellular component: membrane.
UUUAACGUCAACUGCACGUGUUAUUUUUGCUUUCAAACCUUAAGACUGACGUAAACAUGGGAAACACUGAAAGUAAUGUGACAAGUGGUGUAAAAAAACAAACAGAUACAUCAUCUAUUGUGCUAUACAAGCUAGUGGAUUUGAAAGGUGGUGGACUAUUGGUCGAUAUGAUGAAAAGAGCGGCGCAGACCAAGCAAUUCGCAGAGUUGGAUCACGCAGUGAGAACUAAAGUGGAACCGUUUUUAUAUAACAAAGGAAAGGGGAAAUGGAUUCCCGUUGAAAAAUUGGUUCUGCUGCGGAACAAGGAGCGCCCGAAACAUAAGAUGCUGCCACAAUUGAGAUCGAUGGAAAAUCCCCAGGAAUACGACAUACAUGCUGAUUUAGAUGACGAUGAAAUACAAAGCGAUGAAAUAGAUAAAAGUAAAUACAGAGAAGUCUGUUGGAGUCUGAACGAACGAGGCGCCGUAGGAGAGACAAUUUUACAUCUGUGCAUGUUAAAUGCAACUGCAAUUCAUGCGGACCUAGCCAAACGUCUACUGCGCUUUUAUCCUAAGCUUAUUAAUGACAUAUACAUCAGUGACGAAUACUACGGUGAAAAUGUUCUACAUAUCGCGAUUGUAAACGAAGAUCCAGCUAUGGUGAAAUUUUUACUUGAUAGCGAUGCCGACGUUCAUGAACGAUGCUUUGGUAAUUUUAUGUGUCCGGAAGAUCAAAAAGCAUCUCGAACCGAUAGCAUAGAACACGAAUGGGUAUCUGUUGCUCCAGAGACGAAUUACGAUGGAUAUGUAUACUGGGGUGAAUAUCCUUUAAGUUUUGCCGCUUGUUUAAAUCAAGAGGAAUGCUACCGUUUAAUUCUUGCCAGAGGGGCAGAUCCCGAUAAGCAAGACACCAAUGGAAAUACGGUCCUGCACAUGCUGGUUAUUUAUCAGAAGCUCACAACAUUUGAUAUGGCCUACGAAGUCGGAGCGUCACUUGACAUCAGAAAUGUUCAACACUUAACGCCGUUAACGUUAUCAGCAAAAUUAGCUAAAAUUGAGAUGUUUUUCCAUAUCCUCAAUAUCGAACGGGAGAUAUAUUGGCAAAUUGGAAGUAUAACAUGUGCAGCUUAUCCGUUGUCUCAAAUUGACACAAUUGACGAGAAUACUGGAAGAAUUAGCAACAAUUCUGCUCUCAACUUAGUUGUGUUUGGGGAUAAAGAUGAACAUCUAGAACUUAUGGAUGGUAUGCUAGUGGACCUAUUAAAUGCAAAAUGGAAUACUUUCGUAAAAUCGAGUUGGGAUGAUAACACCGAAGGAUGCAGACUGAUGCAGCUUACGAGUACGGUGACGACAAUACGUUUGACUACAGAAAUUUUGAUGGAAGUUGGUGCAAUUCUAUACAUUGCUGCGGCUCUUCGCGAAGCGAGAUUCCUUGGACUUAACAUGUUCAUCGAAAACCUGAUGACUGCACCGUCUCGAGUGAUGUUCCUAUUCUCGUGUUGCAUUUUACUGUCAUUUCCAUUUUUGAGACUGGUGUGCGCAGAUGAGGUCGAGGACAUGUUAGCCGUUGUUGUAAUGUUAACAACGGCACCGUAUUUUUUAUUUUUUUGCAGAGGAUUUAAAACAGUUGGUCCUUUUGUUGUAAUGAUUUAUAGAAUGAUCAUGGGUGAUUUACUUAGAUUUGUGUCAAUAUACCUGGUCUUUGUCAUGGGAUUUUCACAAGCUUAUUACAUUAUAUUUCUGUCUUUUGAUAAUCCCGAUACACCGGAGGGAGUCGACGAUUCCGUUACUAAUCCAAUGCCGUCACCCAUGGAAAGUGUAAUGGCGAUGUUUCUUAUGAGUAUGACGAACUUUGGGGAUUACUAUAGUACAUUUGAACGUACGGCACAUGAACUGGAAGCCAAGGUUCUAUUUGUGUUAUAUAUGGCAAUAGUAGCUAUUCUGUUGGUAAACAUGUUGAUUGCCAUGAUGGGAAAUACGUACCAAAAAAUUGCGGAGACGAGAAACGAAUGGCAACGACAGUGGGCUCGAAUAGUUCUGGUGGUUGAACGAGGUGUCAGUCCUACUGAAAGAUUAAAAAAAUUGAUGGACUACUCACAGCCAAUGUCUGGCGGUCGAAGAGCCCUUGUUCUUCGUUUAAAUCAAUCGGAAACAGAUAAGGAAGAGAUGAAAGAGAUUUUAGAAAUGAAAAGGACACACGAUAGAUUGCUGAAAAAACGUCAAGACAGAUUAUAUCGCAAGGAAAUUGUUAAAUAAAAAAUCAUUAUACAACUUAUCCUUGCAUUAUUUAUCCAAAGAACGGCGUAUGUUUCGAUAUAUUACUAAAUUACGGUUAAGAAGUAAAGGCAUUGUAAAAUUAAUUUUUUGGAAUACAGAACGAUGGCUUCCAUGAAGUUUGCAAUAUGUGCUCCACUAGACGUCUCUAGUUUAAAAAAGGCACCAGAAUGAACACGUGUAUCAAAUGAUUGACCAAUCUGCGUGAACAUAAACGCAUUUCUCUUCGAACAGUAGGUUUUAAGAAAUUGUUAUAUAAAAAAUGUUGUAUUCACCAUGGACUACAAUCAACAUGCCGUCGUCCGUUCAUGUUUUUCAUGUUUUACGCUGUUUGAAGACUUGGAAUAGAAAAUGAAGAGUUUCGGGAUUUAGCUCGAACAAUUUAGAAUACUAUAGAAAAUGGAAUAUUACAGAAUCAGAUGGGAAAAUAUAGAAAAUACUUUCACGAACGAUUGCAAAAUUUGUAUUACAGUUAAGCGUCACAGAUGGCGCCGUUGGUACAUUAGAGUAUGAACAAUCUACGAUCCCCGACCUAACACCCCUUGGCGACAAUGGACGCGGGUCAUUCCCGAAGUCCAUAACAAAUUUAACGUCAAUAUUUUUAAGGAAUAAUAAAUUAAUUUAACACGCGUUCAAAAUUGUUUAGAAUGUUACGUUUCCAAUAUGGCAGAUGCCGCAGAGCAUGACGUCUUUUAGUGCACAUGUAAAUAAAUAACACUUUUUAAGGAAUAAUUAAUUUGGCUCUUGCGCUCAAAAUUCUUUCGACUUAAUACUAUUUAAUAUCAAAUUUCUAAUUGGUUCUGUUAUUUUUUAUUAAGAAAUAGAAGAGCGUAAUGUACUUAGUACUCGCGUAGAAAACUAGAGACGUAUUACACAUUGUAGUAAAUACGUAGAAACCACGUACACUACAUGACGUAUUAUACCUUCCCAAAUCACUGACUUUCGUGGAUAAAUAACUUCAACUGUUAGGCGUGGCCCUUGUAUAGCAAUCUAGAAUAUGGAAGAUGGUAUAGGAACCUAUGGAAACCUAUAAUAAUAUUAUACAAAAUAUAUUUAAAAACAUUCAUCAUCUAGUAAGAAAUAUUUCAUGGAAUUUCAUAACUGUAUUUCAAUCAACAGUUUCCCAUUGUAUAAGUAUUGCUUUCUAAGGAAUACAGUCAACAUAAAGGAGUA